Molecule: messenger RNA, 1272 nt
Organism: Mycosarcoma maydis (corn smut)
Lineage: Eukaryota; Fungi; Basidiomycota; Ustilaginomycetes; Ustilaginales
Exons: 1
Coding region: 1-1272 (423 amino acids)
Source: RefSeq, a predicted model, not a curated record
AUGUCCGAUCCGUACCAUUACACUUCGGCGGCGGACGCGUAUAGCACGCCUCACACCACUGGCCACCAGCACGACUAUCCGGUGCGACGCUCAAUCGAGUCGGCGGCUCUGCCCGUCGCAGGCACCGGAGCGUACGAUGCACGUCCGAUCCAUUCCAACGGCUACACGCGCGCACCUGGAGAGGAGCAUCAUGCGGAUGAGGACGACGACGACGACGACCAAGACUGGAACGUCUAUGACGAUUUCAACAUGACUCGAGCGUUGGCUCAUGGCUCGUCGACGUCGGCACUGGCUCUGGCGAGCCAGAAGGAUGCGUAUUGGGACGCAAGCAAACCGUCGCUCCUCGAGACACCGUAUUCCGACACCCCUGCCAACCGCAAGUCGCUGCUCUCGUCCGAGGCGUUUGGCUUUGACGUUCGCAACGCCGACCCCCGUCGCUCGGUCGUGCAGCACCACCCAACCCACGCUGCGGGUGCUAAUCGAAACAGCCAGUUCUCCUCGGCUCCUCCCAAUGCGAUCAGCGGCAUGGGUCCACAGCAUGCAGACUCGACCACCGGAAUCGAACUCAUUACGGUCCCUGCUCUGGGCACCGAAUACACAAAGGAGGAGUUGCGCGACAUGACGCGUGUCUCGAAACGUCGGCGCAAGCGGUCCCACCGAAAGAAACGUUGCCAACUCUGGGUCUCUGGCCAGGACCAUCUUUGGGGCUGGUUGAGCCCGCGCGUGGCCGUGUUUAUUGCGUUUUUUGUGCUGCUCGCUCUGGGAAUCAUGCUGUUCUUUGUGAUCCCGCGCGUGCCGACGUUUGCGAUCUUGUCGACGAAUCCGGUCACGGCAAUCCCGAAUGGAGCUAGCAUGAAGGUCUCGCAUUCGCCCACCAACUUUUCCAUGACGAUGGGCUUCAACCUGCGCGCCAACAACCGUAAUGGCUGGAUUCCGACGCAUGCCACCGACCUCACAUUGGAAGUGACCGACCUCAGCACGUACCAGAAGGUGGGAAAAGGCUCGAUGGAAUCGAUCUCGUUCGCAGCUCGCACCAAUACCCCGUUCAAUUUUGCGGUGGAAAUGAGCUACGUCAGUUUAAACGCAAGCGGCGACCAGACGUUUCAGAACUGGUACCAGGGCUGCGGCGCGCACUACGAGGGCUCCACACGUCCCACGCUGAACGUCGCCUUGAAGCUCGGCAUGAACGUCAGAGGCUUGAUUGGAAGAAAGACCACCAGUACCCAGAUCAGCAACGUCGUCUGCCCUUUCACCUUGCAGGCGUAUCAGUAG